GGCACGCACCGUGGAGAGCCGGGCUGGCCCUGCCCUGCCCCCCCCCCAUGAGCGCGCCGUGGGCCGAGGGCGGGCGGGAACCGGGGGCGACGGGGCUGGUGCCGGAGGCCCCGGGCGGCUGCGGCCUCGGCCCGGGCUGGCUGGGCGUGUGCUGCGCCGCACGCCUGCCCGCCGCCUCGCCCCGCUACCUGCUGCCCGGGGACGAGGAGGAGGAGGCGGCGGAGGGCAGCGCGGCGCGGGGCGGCGGGAGCAGCCCCGGCGGGGCGAGGGGCGCGGCGGGCGGGGGGCGGCCGCGGGGCGGCGGCGGAGCCGGGCUGCGGGCGCAGGUGAGCGGCGUGCAGAAGCAGCGGCGGCUGGCGGCCAACGCGCGGGAGCGGCGGCGGAUGCACGGGCUGAACCACGCCUUCGACCAGCUGCGCAAUGUCAUCCCCUCCUUCAACAACGACAAGAAGCUCUCCAAGUACGAGACGCUGCAGAUGGCGCAGAUCUACAUCAGCGCCCUGGCCGAGCUGCUGCACAGCCCCGACGCCCCUCCCGACGCCCCCGGCAAGGCCGAGCACCGCGGGGCUCCAUUCGAGGCGCCCUGCGCCCCCGGGGCCGGGCCGCCCCCCGCGCCGCAGCCGGGACCGCCGAGAGCCUCCCCUCCCGGGCACGGCAGGACUCGCUUCCCCCCGCCGCCGGCCGCGGGGGGUUACUCGGUGCAGCUCGACCCGCUGCACUUCCCCUCCUUUGCGGAGGGCGCCCUGAUGGGACAGAGAGCCCCUUCCCCCGCCCUCCUCAUGCCGCAGCCCGGGCAGCCGCCGCAGGAGAGGAGCAAAACGUCGCCACGGUCCCACAGGAGCGACGGGGAGUUCUCGCCCCGCUCCCAUUACAGCGACUCGGACGAGGCCAGCUAGGGUGGGGGCGCCGUCCCAGCACCCCCGGGCCGCCCCUCGGAGCCUUGAAACGCGCCCCGUCUUCCUCCCACCCCGGCUGCUCCUCGGUUUGUCCAGGGGAAUGACUGUUAGCGAGUGACUGUACCCGCCCUCGCUGUCAGGGUUGGUCGUAUUUCUUUAUUUUAUCUUUAGUUACCACUUUCAAAAGUUGCUUUUGCCUAGAAGUCGUUGUCGUUCCCUCCUGCCAACACGCCGCUUUGCAGCGCGGAGCCUGAGCGAGCAGACGAUGCGCAAGGACUAAGUUUGGCCCCGAUGCUGCUGCCCGGCGGGCGGGGGUGUCGCCAUCGCCCCCCCCACCCCCUCGAUGUGCACCUGCUCUGACACCCGCGCCCUUCAGUACCCCGAUCCUGCCGCGGGUCGUAUUGCUGUGGAAACACACAAAGUGUAAAUAACGCACCGUCUUGUCCUGUAAAUAGCGGGGGGGUGGGGGGAAAAGGUGAGUUUUCCUCAGCGCACCAUGUCGGCGUCUUUUGGGGUGGGGGGGAACUUGGUGCAAGCACUUUAUCAGCGGCUGGAGAUGGGGUUUUCAAGAGGAAAGCUACUAAUUAACUGCCAAUUGGAGACCAAUAUUUAAUUAAGCCACUUAAUCCUAACGCUUUCUUUAAAACGAAAACUGUUUUGUCGUGUCAAACUUUUAUGUUCGUUUUAUUUUGCUUUUGUGAUAAUAGGAAAUGUAUUUAUUAUGGAGUGUUUGCAACUAUUUCUGAUUCUUUUUUGAAAAAAAAAAAAAAAGCUUUUCUACGACGAGAAUCGUUUAUUUUAAUUUUAGCAAAGCCAGCUGCCAUUGUUUUAUGUAUUUUAAUGUUUUUGAGAUCAAAUAAAAGUGAGGAAAAAAAAUCCCCAACCAGCCUG
Molecule: messenger RNA, 1787 nt
Organism: Columba livia (rock pigeon)
Lineage: Eukaryota; Metazoa; Chordata; Aves; Columbiformes; Columbidae
Gene: ATOH1
Product: atonal bHLH transcription factor 1
Exons: 1
Coding region: 48-896 (282 amino acids)
Biological process (GO): sensory organ development; axon development; positive regulation of transcription by RNA polymerase II
Cellular component (GO): nucleus
Molecular function (GO): protein dimerization activity; E-box binding; DNA-binding transcription factor activity, RNA polymerase II-specific
Source: RefSeq, a predicted model, not a curated record